AUGACUCAAGACCAGCCUUUGCUUGCUGUGCAGGAGGCCCUGAGAAAGUGCUUUCCUGUGGUGGAGGAACAGCAGGGCCUGUGGCAGAGCACACUGAGUGACUGCCAGCCCCUCCUGGUCUCCCUCAGCAACCUGGCAGAGCAGCUGCAGGCAGCACAGAAUGUGCGAUUUGAAGAUGUGCCAGCACUUCGUGCUUUCCCAGACUUAAAGGAGCGGCUAAGGCGCAAGCAGCUGGCUGCUGGUGACACUGUCCUAGACAAGCUAGAGGAAAGGCUAGCCACCCUCCUCAAGGUGCGUGACACGGUCAGCAGCCAUGUGGAGCAGGUGUUUCAUGUCUAUGAGCAGCAUGCAGACACAGUUGGCAUUGAUGCUGUCCUGCAGCCUUCAGUUAGGAGCCCCUCUGUGGCUAACAUGUUGGAGUGGUUGCAAAAUAUUGAGAGACAUUACCGAAAUUCAUAUCCUUUGUACCUAAAAAGAAAGUACCUCUUCUCCUCAAUCCAGUGGGGAGAUUUGGCAAAUAUCCAAGCUUUGCCCAAGGCCUGGGACCAAAUACCAGAAGAUGAACACCAAGACUUUGUGCAAGAUACCCUAUUGAAUGUUUCCUUCUUCUUGGAAGAGUAA
Orycteropus afer afer is the source of this 621-nucleotide messenger RNA. It is a transcript of the gene AIRIM, whose product is annotated as chromosome unknown C1orf109 homolog. Gene Ontology annotation, cellular component: nucleus; cytoplasm. Lineage: Eukaryota; Metazoa; Chordata; Mammalia; Tubulidentata; Orycteropodidae. Bases 1 to 621 code for a protein of 206 amino acids. The transcript is spliced from 4 exons. The record is from RefSeq and is a predicted model, not a curated record.